Molecule: messenger RNA, 1674 nt
Organism: Kogia breviceps (pygmy sperm whale)
Lineage: Eukaryota; Metazoa; Chordata; Mammalia; Artiodactyla; Physeteridae
Product: solute carrier family 22 member 11-like
Biological process (GO): transmembrane transport
Cellular component (GO): membrane
Molecular function (GO): transmembrane transporter activity
Source: RefSeq, a predicted model, not a curated record
AUGGGAGACCUGCUCGAGGUACCUGCAUCUCUGUCCUUGGUGUUCACUGAGCUCUUGGAGCAGGCUGAGGGUGUGGGCUUCUUCCAAGCCCUGCAGGGCCUCACCUCCUUCCUCCUCUCUGUCUGGGCGCCCAUCCAAUUAGUUGAGGAGAACUUUUCAGCUGCUGUCCCAGGCCACCGCUGCUGUGCCCACAUGCUGGACAAUGGCUCUGAGGCCCCCGCAAACCUCACCCCCGAGGCCCUCCUGGCCGUCUCCAUCCCACCGGGCCCCAACCAGGAGCCCCAGCAGUGUCUGCGCUUCCACCAACCACAGUGGCAGCUCCUGGACCCCAAUGCCACGGCCACCAACUGGAGCAAGGCUGCCACGGAGCCGUGCGUGGACGGCUGGGUCUACGACCGCAGCACGUUUACCUCCACCAUCGUGACCGAGCAGGACCUGGUGUGUGACCACCAGGGCCUGAAGCCCCUAGGCCGUUCCAUCUACCUGGCGGGGCCCAUGGUUUGGGCGGAAAAGCCAGUUCUGAGCUGGCGCUGCCUGCAGGGCGUGGCCAGCGUCAGCCCCAUCGUUGCCCCCAGGUUCCUUGUCUGAUUUUUGAGCGCUUUGGGAUUGUCUGGCACCAUCCUGACCUCCACGACGCUCAUGGUGCAGCGGACCGCGACCCGCACGGGGGCCGUCACCAUGACGAUCCUGAGAUGUACCUACAGCAUCGGCCAGACGGCCACGGGCAGCCUGGCCUUUGCCCUGUGGGACCGGCGAGCCCUCCAGCUGGCCUUGUUGGUGCCCUUCUUGGUCAUCUUCCUGAUAUCCUGCCAGCAGGUCUGCUGCCCACCACCCCCUCCCCACCUGACCUGGGGGGAGUGCCCAAUCUACAGGAAGAAAACAAAGACCCAGCCAAGCACCUGCUUCUUUAACCCGUGGCUGCCAGAAUCCGCCCGAUGGCUGAUUACGGUGGGCAAAACAGAUCGAGUGCUUCAGGAACUCAAAAAGGUGGCCAAGAUAAAUGGCCACAAGGAAGCCAAAAAGACACUGACUAUAUAGGUACCGAUGUCCAGCACGGAGGAGGACGUAGCCUCUGCAAAGUCCCGCCGGUCAGGGCCGGACCUGUUCCGAAUGUUCGCGCUCUGCUGGAGAAGCUGCAGACUGUUGGUAGUGAGCUCGUCCCUUGCCCUCUCCUACUAUGGGCUAGUCCUCAUCCUGCAGAACCUAGGGAACAGCAUCUUCUUCCUCCAGGUCCUCUUUGGAGCCUUGGACUUCCGGCCCCGGGUCACCACCACGCUCGUGCCCAGGUUCUUUGGCCGCCACAUGACCCUGGCCGGCUCCCUGGCUGUGCCUGGCCUCGCCAUCCUGGCCUACGUGCUGGUCCCACAAGAUCUGCAGACCCUGCAUGUGAUCUUGGCUGUGCCGGGUAAGGGAUGUUUUGGCAUCAGCGUAACCUGCAACACGGUCUACAAGCCGGAACUCUUCCCAACUUCGCUGCGGAUGACAGCAGAAGUCUUCCUGCAUUCAGCAGGUCAGCGGGGGUCUGUAAUGGGCCCCCUGACCAGGAUGACCUUCCCCUGCUGCCUCCCCCUCUACGGUGUCACCCCCAUCGUUUCCAACCUCAUUGUCCUCUUCCUCCUGGAGACCUGGGGACUUCCACUCCCUGACACCAUCCAGGACCUGGAGAGACAAUGA